Colletotrichum gloeosporioides is the source of this 2970-nucleotide messenger RNA. RefSeq lists its product as uncharacterized. The record is from RefSeq and is a predicted model, not a curated record. Bases 1 to 2970 code for a protein of 989 amino acids. NCBI's taxonomy places the organism in Eukaryota, Fungi, Ascomycota, Sordariomycetes, Glomerellales, Glomerellaceae. The transcript is spliced from 2 exons. Gene Ontology annotation, molecular function: protein binding.
AUGCCCGAUAUUGAGCCUAACAGAGGGGUGUGGCUGCACAAUCUCGCUGUCUCAUUUUGGAAGUUGUUUGAGAGAACCCAAGAGCUUGACAAUCUGGAGAUGGCCAUCAAGCGAGGCGAGGAUGCUUUGGUAGCAAUGCCUUCCAACUGCCCGGAGAAAGCAACUAUACUCGCCAAUCUCACAGUUUCCCUUCGAACUAUGCAUGGGAGUACAAGCGACAUUACAUACCUACGAAGGGCUGCUAUAUGCGCUGAGGAGGCUUUGGCAGCGGUUCCGCAAGAUGACCCAACGGGGCCGGUUAUCAUGGACACGGUCGCGAUGACGCAUCUUGCCAUCUUUGAUCAGACCGGCAACAAGAAAAAUUUACGAUUCGCUCUCCAACUCGGCCAAAGGGCUGCAACAGAGUUUUCUGAUGACGACGCGGGAAAAUGGUCUAUUUUAAACAAUCUCGCCUUGCUUUUUCGAGUCAGCUUUGAGCGAACUGGUGACCCUGGCAAUUUACAGACAGCCAUCACGCUAGGCGAAAAGGCAUUGCAAAAGGCCUCGGACCAACAGCCGGCCACAGCAACUAUAUUGCACACUCUUUCCGAUGCUCACCAGGCGAGAUUUGACAGAGUUGGGGACCUUCGCGACUUGGACAUGGCCAUCAAACGGGGUGAAGAAGCCCUACAGAUGACGUCUCCUGAUCGCCCAGAAAGAGCAAGCAGGUUGAAAAGUCGAGCCCAUGCCCGUCAGAUGAGAUUUCUAAGGACAGGCAACCUGAAUGAUCUGCGUGUGGCCAUUGCUCGUGGCGAAGAGGCUGUAGCAAUGACACCUGACGGCCACCAGGAACUGGGAAACAGGUUGAACAGCCUAGCCAUUUCAUUUGAGCUAAAGUUCAAGACGACAAACAACCCGGAAGACUUGCAAUCAGCAAUUUCAAACAUGGAGGCAGCCAUAGAAUUGCUUGACAAGUCACACGCGAAAAGAGGAUUACUGUUGGCCAAUUUAGCGAGCUUACUUCGAGUCAAGUUUGAGACGACAGGUCAACUAGAAGGGUUGGAAAUGGCCAUUGAACUAGGCCAAGAAGCCCUAAGAACAAUACCUGACGACCAUGCAAAAAGAGAAUCCGCGCUUGUUGCAGUGGCCGGUUUACUCUUUCUCAAAUCCGAAAGUAACGGCGAGUGGGCAGCUUUCGACCAAUCCAUCAAUCUCUGUAUUGAAGCCGCAAAUCUGUCUCAUUCACCACCUCUUCUGCGAAUAAGGUCAGCGGUGUUGGCAGGCUCAAUGUUGCCUGCUAGAGGCAAAUGGGAAGAAGCAAGUCGUAUCACAGAACUCGCUGUGAGCCUUCUACCAAGAGUCGCCUCUCGUCAACUGAGUCAACAUGAUCAGCAACAUCUGCUCAGCGAAUUUAGUGGUGUGGUCACGAUGGCCGCAUCUUUAGCUCUCGAAGCUGGAAGACCGCCACUUGACGCUGUGAAGCUGCUAGAGUUGGGCAGAGGAAUCAUCAUUGGUCUCCGGUCUGGGUUGCGGUCGGAUGUGUCAGAGCUCCGAGAGCAUCACCCGCGAUUGGCGAAAAGAUUCGAAGAGCUUCGAGUUAUGCUGGACUCUCCAUACAAAGAUAUGUCUGAUAUUGAAGCUGGGGGCGACUCUUUGAGCGCGAUGCGAAGGAGAAAUGACCGCCACCAGGCAAGUAUUGAUCUUGACGAGAUCAUUAGUCAGAUUCGUCUGCUUCCUGACUUCGGCCACUUUCUCCUCCCUCCAUCAGUCGAGGAACUGAACGCUGCUGCAUCUGACGGGCCCAUUGUACUCAUUAAUUCCAGCGGAUUUCGCUGCGAUGCAUUCCUCAUUGAGACGGAUACCAUUCGGUCGAUACGACUUCCCAAGUUACACCACCCUGACGUUAAAAGAAAGGUCGACAGCUUGACAUCGAUUCGCUCCCACUAUCCAUCGCAUCAGAAAACCAGAGAUGAGAUGUUCAGUAUACUAGAGUGGCUCUGGGACGUCGCAGUGUGCCCGAUCCUAGAUACACUAGGCUUUCGGAAGUUCCCCAUGAACAACAACUGGCCCCGAAUCUGGUGGAUCCCAACCGGCGAGUUAAGCUCACUACCGCUGCAUGCUGCAGGCCGUCAUGCCUCUUUUUCGACAGACACAGCACUUGACAGGGUAGUUUCGUCUUACAGUCCGUCAGUCAGAGCUCUGCUACAUGCUCGUCGGCAAAUCAGAACGGCUCGUAAUCUCAUGAUUGAUCAUGCCCUCCUGGUAUCAAUGACGACAACGCCAGAAUGUUCCAAUCUCAGAUUUGCGAAAAAUGAAGUGGAAAAACUGGAAAGUCUUCUCCCUACCACAAUGAAAAGAACAAGACUCGAACAGCCAUGCAGCAAAGACGUACUCAGAGGACUGGAAGAAUGUUCCAUAUUCCAUUUUGCUGGCCACGGGAAAUCGCAUCUGUCAAAUCCUUCAAAGAGUUCCUUGCUCACUAGGGAUUGGCAAGAACAUAUGUUGACAGUUGAGGACCUUAUGAAUCUGAACCUCAACAAAGGGGACGUGCCGGCGAUUAAACAAUACUACCACCACCACCACCUGUCAGCCUGCUCGACCAACAAGAGCCACUCGGCCGACCUUCAGGAUGAAGCGAUAUAUCUGGUAACUGCAUGCCAGCUGGCGGGCUUUAAGCAUGUCAUCGGAUCGCUAUGGGAGACAUCUGACCGCUAUUCAGUUGAAGUAGCGGAAGAGGUGUACAGAACCAUAUACACCCUCGAUAAAGCUGGUGACGACACAUCGAUAUCGCUGGGUGUGCACAAAGCUGCGAGGCGUCUCCGAGAUAUCACCAGUCUGGAACACGAAAGGAAAUGUACAAACCCCUCAGAUUCCACAGAACAUGAGAAUGAGGAGUUGGAGUCGAGAAAUGGACGGGUUCUCAAAUCCAAGGGUAAAAGCAAAGGAAGUAAUCCGUUGAUUUGGGCGGCUUAUAUUCACGUUGGACCUUAG